CGAGGGUGCUGAGCAGGAAGCGGGAGCGGCUUGACCCGCUGCAGGUACUGGCACUCUUGCCGGAUGGCGUCGCAGUGGCCGAUGUGCUCCCCUGGGUGGAGGGCGCGCUUCGGUACACGCUGGAAGCGCGCCGAAACCUGGCAGUGAUACGGCAACUGCGUCGCAGCGAGAACCUAACAGCGCUGGAGGAGGCGGUGAAGGUCCGGCAGCACCGGGUGCUGGUUACCUCGGAGCGCGCAUGCUCGCUGUGCCACAAGCGGAUAGGCGGCGCGGUCUUUGUGUCGUACCCUGGAGGACUGCUGGCGCACUACUUGUGUCAUAAACGGCAUACGGGCGGGGCAGGAGGCGAAGCGAGUGGCGCAGGGGGAUUCGGGGCGGUAGGUGAGGCUAGUGGGAGUGCCGGAGUGGUGGAAUUGCAGCAUGGCGCGAUGCGUGGGAUGUUGGGAUCAGAUUCGGGAGGUGCAGAGUUAUCGGCAUGGGCAUAGGAACGUCGAUGAUUGAGUCAGUUGUUAUGUUGAGGUUUUGUGAGUAAAGAUGCAUUUGAUCAUGCAAAGCCGAGGAUUAACCUGCUGCAGGAUGUUAAUUGAUCGUACAAAAGUCGCAUCAGGCUCACGUACGUCGCGUCUAUCUGUCACAGACGCGGCUGCUGAUAGGAACUCUUGUACUUUAUUAUGUAUACUGUUGUGCGAAUGCCAUUAGGACUCGUCGUUGCUAGCAGGCUACUGCUACUGACCGACUGUAGCUAGACGCAAUACCAUACCUUGAUGCAUCCAUCCUUGUUGGGAUUUUGCAAAAAUAUUUGUCAGGCGUUAUCGGCGUGUUAUCUGUAAGAGCACAAUACAGCGCAAUCCCAAUACCUGCGAACCGGGAGUGACUAGACUGACUACUGACUGGACCGAAGGUUGCUACAGCACAGAAAUAAUGAGAGGGCACAGAGUAUUCCCUGCUGAUUGCGACAUCCGAGAUGGCUGUGAUAAGGACGUGCGCGGAUUUGUCACGGACUCUAGGAUGACCGUUCUUGUUAACAAAGGACAUCCAUCGAAGGCACCCACACCCCUCUCCCAGGUCCACAAGAGCCCAAAGACCGCAUGGCCUGCCAACCAUGGAAAGGGCUCCGACCUGCGCCCAGACGCCUCAUCUGGGCGCUGCCGGCAAAACCCAACUGCGCCAACAUACGAGGAGUUGUUACGACACGUUGGACCGCUAAACGACAAGCAACACCCGGUAGCAUGCCAACCGAAAGCAGCAUGGAGCAGCGAACAGCCGCUACCCGCGCCACGUACCUCCCAGCGCUAUCGCAACCGCUCUAGCAGCCAACACGGCUCCAACAACUCAGCCCUGCCGCUGCGCAGAUGCACCUCAACCGGCGGCGGCGCUGCCAAAACACCACCUAACAACACUCGCGGCGUCUAUACCCGCGGCGUCUACCGCACCGUAUCAGCCCCCGCCGGCCCCGAAUCCACCCCCAUCCAACCCUUCAACUACACCUCAGAGGCCGGCUUAGCUCCCUCCUCUGCGGACAACAACAGCACCUCCGGCAUCCCCUCAACCGGCUCCCUCCUGGGCGCCCUGCAGAAUGUGGCGGCUGCGGCCUCCUGCAGCGCCUCCGCCCUCUGCCAGGCACGCCAGGCCCAUGUGGAGCAGCUGGAGCAGCAGCGGCGGCAGUUCCAGCGGCUCAUGUCGGGUGUGGUGUCCCGGAGGUCCUCAGCGCCCAGCGCAGCAGCAACUGCAGCAGAAGGGCCCGCACCGGCCUCUGGAGCAGCCUGUAACAGCAACAACAGCGGUGGCGGCAUGGGGAAUAACAGUGCGCAGUCUUCGUACAUCCCCUCUUGUGCCGUACAUGCAGGCUGCGCUGGGAGUGUGGAUCCCAUGGUUCCCGCGGGGCCCCCUCUCGCCCCUCGUGGCGACCCGGCAGCCGCGUUCUUCGCGCGGCGGAGCACUGAGGGCUGGAUCCAGAUGGCUGCAGCGGCGGCGGCAGCAGCAACAACUGGGCGGCAUGGGUGGGAGCCGGCAGGGUGUGACUGGCAAGAAGAGGCGGCAGCGACGGCAGCGGCAUUAAACCAGCCUUGCUCUUACAACGACCCGUACCACAACCACCACUACCAGCAGCAACGGCUGCCGCCGUAUCUGGAGGUAGCUCCCUCCACUUCGGAGCACUGGGAGCCGCUACCGUACGUGACCCAGAUGUACCGCGGGGUGCAGUUCGAUAUGCCGGCUUGCUGCUUCGUCACCAAGCGGCGGCGGCAGCGUGGGGCCCGGCGGGGCGACCCGGAGGAGGAGGAGGUGCUGGUGGAGGGGCCGGGGGUGGUGGUGCAGCUGGCGUUCAGGGACGAGGGGCGGCGGGUGGUGCUGGUGUCGUCCAACUGUGUGUGUACGGUAAAGCGGUUGGACGAGCGGCACUUGGUAACCAUACUGGCACCACAGCCGCGAGGGCUGCGUGCUAGAUCCAAUUAGAGGAGUUGGGUCAUACUUGCGGUAAGGGGUGCUGUAUACAACGUACAUAUGAUAUACAUAUGGUUUUCAGGAUGUAGUUGAUGGAGCUUUCUCGUAGGUUGUACAUAUGGUUUUUGCACAUAUCGCCGCACAGUGCAUGCGCGUAAGAGGGGUUUACAUAUUUGGGAAAGACGAGGGGUCGCGUGAUGCUAGCUACCGUGCCCGCUGCGAAGCGGGGUGAAGAGCACGAAGGCUGUUCUUGUGCGUCAGGUGGCAUAGCGCGGCGGCAGCAGUGAGUGAUUGACGAGUGUCGGUUACAAUGUCUCGCUAAGCGGGAACAUGGGUGGUGAACCCAACCCUACAGUGAUGGCUUACUUAUGGAGCAAGGGUAGCAGCACCGUGAGAGGUACAUCGACUUGGGUUUGCGGCGCUGAAGAAUGCGUGCGCUCGUUCACAGGGAGUAGGGUGUGCAUGCGUGCAUGUGCAGCCAUGCAUGGAGGAACAAGGUCGACUUUCUUGGGGUGCAUUCGGCUGGUUAGGCAUUGGAGACCAAACGCAGGUGACAAAGGACGAAGAGCGUGGUGUGUGCGUGCAUUCAUUGGUGGGACGUCAAAAGUGGGUACGAACUUGUAUCACUGCCAUUCUAUUGGAUCCUACUAUCGGCACUAGCUGAGGGUUUCGUCUGUGUCAACGGAGAUUGACUUGGACUUGGAUUCUUUUGCGUUUUGCGUUUUAAACUGUCAUAUCUAGGGCGUCUUUAAUAUCGUGUUUAGUUGCCUUGUGCUAUAGGCCUUGAGCCGCUUGAACGCAAGUCGCUGUUAACUGUCUGGUGCUGGUGUGUCAGCACGGGGGAUUGAAGGGCUGUCGCAAGUGCCCCAUGGACAGCAACGUGCGUGCGGGUUUUGUUUUUGAUGCGGUUGCUCGGGUCCUUCCCUAACUUGAAGAAAGCCUCAGGAGGGUGGUCACCAACGUCCUAACUGCUAUGAACAUGAGUCUGCCGAAGCUCAGCGUGCGUAAGCUGCUUUCUCUAUGGGCAUGUUGCAGUACGCUGCGACACAGCGGUUGCUCGUCCACCCAUCAGAGCAUGCUAGCUAGCUUCUUUUGUAAUUCUCAGUUGAUAGUUAGAUUAUAAGUAAUCUGUUUAUGGUAGAGGUUUCAAAGGGCUCAACACACCUCAACGCACUAGGCCGCUAGGCCUCAACCCCAGUCUCUGCCCAACGGAGGGACUUAAAAUACUUCUGAACAUCCACGCACAUAUAGCUUAAAAGUUGCAACCCGUUAAUAGUUCUGGGUGGUCUCAGUUGCAGCGAAAAUGACGAGGCGCAUGGCCCUGCGCUUCGUUGCCGUGCUCUUUGUAUUUGGUCAUCUACACGCCUGCCAUGCAAUACCCUCCUUACGUGGUAUUUGGCCAUUAAGAAUACAGAAGCCGGCCGGUAUGAAGGACCAGUUGACAACGAGGACUGCAUCGGUUGCGGAUGACGCGGAACUGCGCUCGUUCAUGGCGGGGCCAGCUGGUAUUGCGAUCGCUGCUCGUCAGGGCCUCUUUGACUACGCCAUGGAAGUGGCGCUCAUGUUCCUGGGCGAGAAGCUCCAAGGCCAGGUCAUCCCCGACGUGUCCAAGAGGUUCAACAUCCCGGUUGUUGGCUCCUUCGACCUGCAGCUCAGCGACAUCGCCGUCACCAACUUCACAUGCCCCCCUAGCGGCGCGAACCUCACCAUCCUGGGUGACGGCUUCUUCCACCUGCUGGCUGCCGACCUGAGCGCCCGCCUGGCCUUCAAGUGGCACUGGAGCAAGGCGGGGCUGUCGGGCAGCGGGGAGGGAGAGCUGCUGCUGCAGGGCGGCACCAUCGACUGGGUGUUCGAUGUGCGCAAGGACGAGCAGCUGCAGAAGCCGCAACUGCAGGUGGUGACGGCCAACAGCUACUUCAACUCGGUUGACCUCACCAUCCACAGCUACGCUGCUGACUGGCUGUACCAGGCGGUGCUGUCGCUGUUCAACGAGGCGGUGCAGCGGCAGGUCCAGAACGGUGUCUCCUCCGCGCUGGACUCCGACGUGCCCGCCCGCCUGAACCAGGUGCUGGCUUCGCUGCCCACUCGGCUGGAGGUGAGCGGGCUGCCCUUCAGCGCCGCAUUCGAGUACAGCCUCUACACGGCGGCCUACGUGCUGGUGAAGGGCUACGGACAGGUGCAGGUGCCCGACCCGGCGCCGGACGCACUUGGGGCGGCGGCCGCGGGGGGAGAGGAGGCGGUGGUGGUUGCGGCAGGGGAGCAGCAGCAUGGGACAACACAGGACACAGGCUCACGGGUGUCUGGGUCUCAGACAGCGCAGGAGCAGGAGGAGGUGGAGGUGGUGGCAUCCCACCGGCAUCGGCACCUGCACCAACACCACCAUAGCCACCACCACCACCACCACCGUCAUCACCACCGGCGUCACCUUGCUUCCACCUCCUCCACCUCAUCCUCCUCGUCCGCUGCCGCCGCCCGGUCCGCUGCUGUGUCCCAGAUGUCCGCCUGCCCCUUCGAGGCCUCCCGCCUGCCCCUCUCCUCCGAGCAGCUGGCGGGCGAGGCGCGCGGCCUGUCGCUGUACCUGCACGAGGCCACCGCCAACUGCCUGGCGUGGGGGCUGUUCCGCAGCGGCAAGCUGAGGGGCAGCAUCCGGGACGGCAGCCUGCCGGGGAUCACCAUCACCACGGACGUGUUGGCGCUGCUGGUGCCGCAGCUGCCCACCAUGUACCCGCACCAGCACAUGGUCAUUGAUGUGGAGGCUCUGGACAGCCCCCGCCUGGCCUUCAGCGCCGCCUCCGGCACCGAGCUGCAGCUGCACUACCGGCUGUCGCUGCGGGUGGCCAACGAGAGCCUGGGCUCCCCCGAGGUGGUGCGCCUGGCCGCCAACGUGAGCAUCAGCGCGCAGCUGGACUGGGAGAGCACGGUGGUGGGCGAGGUGACGGCGCACCAUGUGGUGGAGGCGUCGGUCAUCGCAGUGCCGCCGGAGCAGUGGGACAACACAGUGGUGUGGCUGCUGCAGAGCUACGGCGGGCUGCUGCCGCUGCGCCAGGUGGUUGAGAUGCUGGUGAAGACGCCCAUCGCGUCGCGGGUGGCACUGCAGGGGGCGCACGCAAACACCUGGGACCGCUGGUUCGGGCUGUCGGCGGACGUGCGGCUGACAGGGGACUUGUGGGGGCAGCCGGGGGUUGUGGCGGCAUGAGGGAGGGAUUCCUAGUGUGUUCGACGGUUUGUAAUCUGUAGCACUAAGAGCGACUUAGAUGCAGUUACUUCAUAGACAAGUAACCGUUUUUACAUGUACCAUAGUUGUUGAUGUACAUUAGCACGUCUCAGCCCAUCGGCUGUGCGUUGGUGCCAAUAGUAAAAGCGAUUGUAAGUAGAUUAUAUGUAUGCCAGGUAAUUGCCAAGCAGGAGGGAGGGCUGUGCUGACGUCUUGGACUAUCCCUUGUCUAGCUCAGUGCAAGCAGAGAUGUAACAAGUCAUUGGAUUCAGGUGGAAUCAGAUACAUGGGCACGACAAUUCUCUCCCUUCUGCAUUGCCUGUAUUUUACAAAAGCUAUAUCGGUACUGUUUCGGAGCCAACCCCUACAAAGGCCCUCAUGUCUGUAACAUCAUUGUUAGCCACCACCAUCUAGAUACUAGUCAUCACAUCUACGUCCUGAUCAUCAAGUCCAAUCCACAUACUCCCAUGCAUCAUUGUCACACACCACCAGCUGAACGUCUACGAAACUUCACACAUGCCCACACAAAUCCGCCUCUGCAGCCGCGUCCAAGGGGACGUUUCCGAACCAGAUUCAGCAACGUAGGCCCAGCGAGGGCCCCAACCUCCUCUCAACCGUGACGCCUCAUCCACGAUACCCUCCGUUAAGAGGGACUCCCUGCUCAACUGCACCUCCCAACAACUUGCCUAGUCGACUUUUUCUUCUCUUCGCCAAUAACAUUGAUGAUCGAACGGCACGAAACGAUAUGAUAGACCUCUAUUAAAGGGCACGAGCUAAGCAGCACCAUCCAGCAGCUAGCAAUAGGACAACUAAUCCCCAUUCGUUAGUACGGCUCCUCAAUCAAGUGUGCAUAAGACAUAAUCAGGUUUAGAACACGCGGGUCAUAGACUUUACCUCCAUCACAGCCAACCUACACGAUAUGCAGACAGGUGAAGGCAAAGAAUGCUAGGAAGACCCCGACAGCAAUAGCACUGCCGGAGAUGCUUAUUGGCAGACCGCGCGUGCGGCGCGUUCCUAAUAACUACUUGAAAGAACUUCAGUUGAUUCUCUUCUCUCAAA
Messenger RNA from Astrephomene gubernaculifera, 6715 nucleotides. The record is from the annotation of a GenBank genome assembly. NCBI's taxonomy places the organism in Eukaryota, Viridiplantae, Chlorophyta, Chlorophyceae, Chlamydomonadales, Astrephomenaceae.